GUGGUGAUCUGGCAUGUAUCCGAUCAGCUUGAGAAGGUAGCUUGAAGAAACUUAAUAAUGAUUGUAUUGAUCUCUACUAUAUUCAUCGGAUUGAUAUUCGGGUCCCAAUCAAAGUCACGAGAUACAACAAUGGUGCCAAAAGUGAAAUUAGGUUCACAAGGUCUAGUCGUUUCAGCUCAGGGGUUGGGUUGCAUGGGUAUGUCCGGAAACUACGGACUCCCCAAACCCGAACCCGAUAUGAUCAAACUCAUCCACCACGCCAUUGAUUCCGGCGUCACAUUCCUUGACACCUCCAACGUCUACGGCCCUCACACAAAUGAAAUCCUCAUCGGCAAGGCUUUGAAAGAAGGAGGAUUGAGAGAUAAAGUUCAAAUUGCUACCAAAUUUGGAGUACGAGUGAUUGAUGGAAAACCGGAUGUUUGUGGUGAUCCAGCGUAUGUCCGGUCAUGUUGUGAAGCUAGCUUGAAGAGACUUGAUAUUGAUUGUAUCGAUCUCUACUAUGUUCAUCGGAUUGAUACUCGAGUCCCAAUCGAAGUCACGAUGGGAGAACUGAAGAAACUGGUUGAGGAAGGGAAAGUGAAGUAUGUGGGAUUAUCAGAAGCAUCUGCCUCUACAAUCAGAAGGGCUCAUGCUGUUCAUCCGAUAACAGCAGUACAGAAUGAGUGGUCUUUAUGGUCAAGAGAUCUGGAAGAUGAAAUUAUUCCUACUUGCAGACAACUUGGCAUUGGGAUUGUUCCUUACAGUCCGAUUGGCAGGGGGUUCUUGGCUUCGGGUCCUAAUUUGGUAGAAAGCUUGAUAGAGGGCGACAUGAGGAAGAGCAUGCCAAGGUUUCAGAAUGUGGACCACAAUAAAACUGUAUUUGAGCAAGUGAAUGAGAUGGCUACAAGGAAAGGGUGCACCGCGGCUCAACUAGCGCUAGCCUGGGUACACCACCAAGGAACCGAUGUGGUUCCAAUACCAGGGACCACAAAACUUGAAAAUUUUAACCAAAACAUUGGAGCUUUGUCUGUUAAGUUAACCCCCGAGGAAAUGGUGGAACUUGAAUCAUUUGCAUCAAGUGAUGUAGUGAAGGGGGAAAGGCAUUCAUACAUGCAAAUGACAUGGAUAAAUUCAGAGACUCCUUCGUUGUCAUCUUGGAAAUGUAAUUAACGUGUUGUUGCACUAUAUACCAUUCGUCAUUCCCAACUCGCAAGUACUAGUACCCGAGUUGCUAACCUGGAAGCUUUCAAGUUGUAAGAUCUUUGCCGUGUCAGCUUUCCUUUUCUAAAUGAUGCUUCAAUAAUUGUACCAUUGGUUUGGAGGUUCAAAAUGUGUUUUGAAAGAUUGCAACUAUAUUGGAUGUUUUCAUAAUGGUUACUUUCAGCAUAUGUUGACUUC
Messenger RNA from Helianthus annuus (common sunflower), 1377 nucleotides. Its product is annotated as probable aldo-keto reductase 5. Gene Ontology annotation, cellular component: cytoplasm. Lineage: Eukaryota; Viridiplantae; Streptophyta; Magnoliopsida; Asterales; Asteraceae. The transcript is spliced from 6 exons. The record is from RefSeq and is a predicted model, not a curated record. Bases 58 to 1149 code for a protein of 363 amino acids.